This is a messenger RNA of Linum trigynum, 516 nucleotides long. Lineage: Eukaryota; Viridiplantae; Streptophyta; Magnoliopsida; Malpighiales; Linaceae. The record is from the annotation of a GenBank genome assembly.
AUGCAACUGACUUGUAAAAACCCCGCCAGUUACAGCCGCCGCUCCGGUCACCGGGCCGCUCUUCGGAGGGAGAUACCGGCGGCGGGUACCAUCGCCCAGUACAUUUCUUCACCCACCACUUUUCUCCACUCUGUCGACCCUCGAAUCAAACUGAUAUGGCUGCUGGCUCUUGUUGUUCUGCCGGCAAGCUCCCACAUAGUAAUGCGGUUCGGAUUGGUCUCUUAUCUUGCUGCUCUGUCGAUUUUCGUCCUCCCUAGCAAUGUCUGGAUGGAUCAACUGGGAAGGGUUUUAUUGCUUUUUGGGAUUCUGUUCUUGAUGUUAGGGUUGGGUUCGGAUUCGGUGCCUCCACUUGUGCAGUUGAGAACUCCACCGGCUUCUGUGACAGGCUUUCCUAACCUCCCACAGUCUCUACGAGGUUACUCUUACUUGAUUCUGAAGCUAGGUCCUCUACAAUGUACAAGGAAAGACUUGUCAGUUGCAAGCACAGCUGCAUGCUUAACCUUCACUAUCUUUUAA